AUGGCCAUCUCUCUAUUAGAUGCUCUCUACAUCCCUUUUACAAGCGCUCUAUUGGGUGUAUUGUUCCUUACAUCUAUCUCCCCACUCGAAUUUGAGCGCUAUAUGUUUCAUUAUUUGACCUUCUACACAUUCAUAUUCUUAGGGCGCGUUUGCGUUUACGGGUUCGGCCCCGGGCGAAGCUUUGUGACUGCCUUUGCGCAGACAUCUCUCGUUGCUUUAAGUUUCAAUGUCAGCCUCUUCGUUAGCAUUGCUGUCUACCGAUUAUUUGGUCACCGAUGCCGCAAGUUUCCCGGGCCUGUCCUUGCCAGAUUGACGCGAUUCUACGUUGCGUACCUGAACGCGAAGGGAUACCAAUUCUACAAGGAGUUGGGCGAGCUGCAUGAGCGAUAUGGAGACAUUGUUCGGACAGGCAAAUCUAACGUCCGGCGCUAUUGGCCUCGAGAAAUCAGUAUUCUCGACAAAGCAGCCAUCCCAGCGAUCUAUGGGCCGAACACAGAAUGUAGGAAGUCGACUUGGUACGGCCAAAGUGGGAACGAUCCCAACAAGGUUUCGAUCAACAUGACCCGCGAUACGAAGCAGUACAGGCUUCGGCGUCGCGCAUGGGAUCGAGGUUUCUCAACUAAAGCACUUGCAUCGUACCAGCCACGCGUCAAGUCGAAAGCCGAUGUUUUGAUCAGACAGCUGUAUGGGAGCACCGGAAGUUCAGUCGAUAUCACGAAGUGGUCGAUGCUAUUCGCCUUCGAUAUUAUGGGCGAAGUCGGCUUUGGUAAAGACUUCAACAGUCUCGCCAGCGGACAAGAGCAUCCCGCUAUCAAAGGUAUCCAUGAACAUAUCGCUGUUCUCGGCGUCCUUCAGACCGUCCCGUGGUUUCUGAACCUGCUCGGGACCAUUCCAGGGGCAGCUGCAAGCUUCUCCGAGUUCUUCAGCGUGUGCGAGAAGGAACUGGAGGAGAAGGAAAGAACGUGGAAUAGCGAGAAGGAGCCGCAAGACAUCGUGUCAUGGCUGCUGAAGGCGAUCAAGGAUAAGGACGUCUCUGCCUCGCCAACGCGCGAAUCAUUGACCGAUGAUUCUCGUGUUGUAAUUAUCGCUGGAAGCGACACCACCGCCAACACGCUCGCAAACGUGCUCUUUUAUCUCGCCAAGCAUCCCGCUGUCCAAAGAAAGCUCCGCAACCUCGUCGACACCGCCAUUCCAGAAGGAUACACCACAUGGAACUACGAGAAGAUCAAGACGAUAACCUACAUAGACGACAUUAUUAAUGAGACCCUGCGCCUCAAGCCUCCAAUCAUCCAAGGUGGAUCCCGAGAAACGCCCGAUUCAGGCAUCCGAAUUGGCGACACGUACAUUCCAGGCAACGUUAACGUGUCUGUUCCGUACCUCCUCAUCCAGCGCGAUCCAAGGUGGUGGAAGCAUCCAAAUGACUUUAUACCCGAGCGAUUCGGAGAAAGAAGGACGGAGAUGGGGACGGAUGACGCGCCAUUUUUCCCGUUCCAGCUCGGAAUGCAUGCGUGUGCAGGCAAGAACCUGGCGUUUCUGAGCCUGCGGACUGCUGUGUCUGCGAUCGUUCAAAAUUUUGUUGUCGAUUUUGCACCUGGAGAGACUGGGGAAGAGUUUGACGAGCGCUUUCGGGAUACGUUCCUCAUGACGCUUCUCCCGCUGCAGUUGCAGUUCACACCUAGAGCCGAGGUGCACGCCAACAUAGAUAGCUAG
Molecule: messenger RNA, 1710 nt
Organism: Trematosphaeria pertusa
Lineage: Eukaryota; Fungi; Ascomycota; Dothideomycetes; Pleosporales; Trematosphaeriaceae
Product: putative benzoate 4-monooxygenase cytochrome P450
Exons: 6
Coding region: 1-1710 (569 amino acids)
Molecular function (GO): heme binding; monooxygenase activity; iron ion binding
Source: RefSeq, a predicted model, not a curated record